UUUGCAUGGAUGGCCUCAUCGACUCCCUCACUCUUCUUCAGUACGUUUUAAACAAACCCCAAAGAGAUUUCACAGCUCUCUAAUGUCUUAUCAGAGUAGUCCGACGAAAGAUUUCGCCGAUGACGUCGAAUGGUGUGACGAACACUGGCCGGAGCUAGAGUUCCGGUCACCGGAGGACGAAGCUUGGUACGCCGUGGAGGUUUCAGAGAUAUGCGACGCUCUCUUGAUCAGGUUUAACGGCUUCACUUGUGAUUACGACGAGUUUUAUCCGUCGGACGAGUUCAAGAACUCCGACGAGAUUCAAGAGUUUGAAGAGAGGUUUCGAGCUUGUUCUCUGCAGAUGCAAGACACUGAGUGUCCCACGGUCACUGAAGGAACCAAGGUCUGCGCCACGUUCCCUUCCGUCACCGGCGAUGUCAAGUUCUACGACGCCAUUGUCGUCACGGUUGAGAGGACGAAGCAUGAACGUGACGAGGAAGGUAACGAGGUCUGUGGGUGCAACUUCAAAGUGUUCUGGAAACAAGGUCCUUGGGUUAACCAAGUCACUUCUGCUAAAGUCGGAGACAUCUGUCUUAGAGCGGAGGAUAAUAGAAUGAAUCCUAAAGUGGUUUCCUUCUUUAAAGAAGCUAGAAGGAAGCUUCUUGGAGAAGCAUGUCUCCAAGGGGAAGAGACAGAGUGGCAAAAGAUACUGAAGAAGGUCAGUUCUGCUAUUGAAAACAAUUUAAGCUUGUCUUCUCUUCCAGAGAAUCAUGGUUAAAAGGAGUCAUAUGUUUGUGUUGUGUUGCUUCACAAUGUCGUGUCUGCAAAAUAGCUCAAAAUUGUGGUUUCAUUGUGUUAAGAAUAGUAGAGAACUCUAUGUACCCUUUUGAGGUAGUUUCUUAGUUAAGAAGAAGGAUGAUAUAAUCUUGUUAAUGUAUCAA
This is a messenger RNA of Capsella rubella, 920 nucleotides long. RefSeq lists its product as uncharacterized. Gene Ontology annotation, molecular function: chromatin binding. The record is from RefSeq and is a predicted model, not a curated record. Lineage: Eukaryota; Viridiplantae; Streptophyta; Magnoliopsida; Brassicales; Brassicaceae. The coding region runs from base 83 to 757 and encodes 224 amino acids. The transcript has 3 exons.